CUGUGCAAAUGAAUUCCUGAACCCAAAAGAGAAUUGAUUUUGAGUGAGGUGCCGCUGCUUUGAUAAAAAAAAAUUGCCCCCAGGAAAGCCAGCAAGAUCUCCUAUACCAGUUGGGGGGCGGGGAGAGGAUAAAAAUUAGUCAGCUGCUCCAGACAAUACAAGAAGGUUGGAAAGAAAAGAUUUAUCCAAUAGGAAAGAGCUGUAUCUCUUUUGAAAAACCAAGGAUGCACUGGAAGACUGUGUUGGUGCUCUUGUUAUAUUACAAUGCUCAUGCCACUGUACCGCCCAGGUGGAACCGAGCAAUGCUUUUUCCAUCUGCUCAACGAGUGAAGAGGUCCUCCGCCACUCUUCUCAACCCCAUCCUUCAGAAAUCUCAGGAAGACGUGGACCUUCUAUUCGAGUUUCUAACAGAGCUGGAAAUCAACAAAGAUCUGAAGAUCUCUGUCAGAGACCAGGAACUGGCUUCCAUGAGGGUGGCAGAGGCAUUUGACACCCUUUGCAAUGAUGUUAUCCCCAAAAGCAUCACGGACAUUCGCAGGCUGAAUGCCAGGCUUUCAGGCUACCCUGGGAUGCUAAAAAAGGAAGAUUUUGAAAGGACGAUGUUAACUAUGGUCUACACAGCAUAUCGGGCUGCUCAGUCCCAAGGACACCAGAAAGACACCUGGACUGAAACCUUUGUCAAUCUCUACAAGGUCCUGAAGCAUGACUUGAUGUUCCCAUCUAGCCAAACACCAUCUUCUCAAAGGACUUUAUAGAUCGGAAAUUCAUUCUCAUAGCAGUGCACAUCAGUCUCUUUGCUGUGUAAAAAAGAAAGUGUUUUUAAGGCCCUACAGGCAGGGAGACUUUCUUUAUUCUCUAGCUCCUCCUAGAGGAUACCUGUAGUAACAUCUUUUCUAUAAGAAAAACUGGUUGGGUUCAUUCCUACUAAAGCUAAAGGCAGACAAGACUUCCCUGGUCAGCAUCUAAGUUUUGCCAAUGGGCCACUUAGUGAAGAAUAAUGAAGCAAGGCCACGAAUCAAGAAGCCUGAAAACCGGUUCUGUUGCACUUGCUGUCCUUCCUCUUUCUCAACCUCUGUCAUGUUUAUUGUGCCUGUUAGAGGGGAGCAGUAGCUUUUUCUGCAGGAAAUAUUCCACUAAGCUGACAACCCUGUAUGAACUCAUAUUUUCUGUCUGUUACCAUUCCUGGUCAAAUGGGUUUCACUGGUUUUGUAUUGUUUCAAAAAGCUGGGGACUCUGAUAGACCAGAAAUAACUGUGA
Heteronotia binoei (common prickly gecko) is the source of this 1257-nucleotide messenger RNA. It is a transcript of the gene FAM180A, whose product is annotated as family with sequence similarity 180 member A. The coding region runs from base 225 to 755 and encodes 176 amino acids. The record is from RefSeq and is a predicted model, not a curated record. Lineage: Eukaryota; Metazoa; Chordata; Lepidosauria; Squamata; Gekkonidae. The transcript is spliced from 3 exons.